GCCUGCCGGCGCUGAACCCGCCACUAGGCGACGGGGGAGAGGACAGAGAGCUGCUGGUGUGGACGCUGGCCGGAUGGUUAAAUCUAACCUACAGACGAUUUUGAAUAGCCAUUGUUUUGUUAGAGAAAAAGAGAGACACUUAUCCGAGAUGCCUCUUAUUGAACAAUCCAGUAACACACGUGCCAGUGAAAGUGUCUCCAGUCCCAGGAGGUGCUCUCGCUGUUGCAGUAACCCGUGUCCGGGGCCUCAGUGGUGCUCCGAUGCCCCUCACCCACCCUUAAAGAUCCCAGGUGGGCGAGGGAAUGACAAACGGGAUCGCAAUCUUUCAGCCCAGCUCUUCUAUUCGGAUGCUCGGUUGCGGGUUCUCGAGGAGCCCCCCCCCGCCAACGGCAGAGUGCGCUUCUUGCUCUUCGAGCCCCGUCGCUCUGAGGGCAGGCACUGCAUGUGGAGGGCGGCGCUGAAAGGGGGGAACCUCUACGUCGAAAUCCCCUCCGGAGCGCUGCCCGAGGGCAGCAAAGACAGCUUUGCCCUCCUGCUGGAGUUUGCAGAGGAGCAGCUGCAGGGGCGUCACGUGUUCAUCUGUUUUCACAAGAACCGCAACGAUAGAGCCUCCAUGCUGCGUACAUUCAGCUUCCUGGGCUUUGAGAUUGUGCGACCGGGUCAUCCCCUCGUCCCCACCCGCCCCGACGCUUUCUUCAUGGCUUACAGCAUCGAGCGCGACUCCUCCGAUGACGACUAAAGAAACUACGCUGAGCAGUUCCCAAAGUUGACCUUGUGUCAACCGAUUACCCACCCAGCUUCAUGAUUUUUGUUUAAAUGAAUACGUUAUCCAGUAAGUGCAGUAUGGUUGAGGUUUCCCUUUUUGUUUGUUCAUUAGCUACCAUGUGCUGUGUUUCAAUAUUUGCACUAGGGUAAGAUGUUACCAGGAAUAUAGAGCAAGCGCCCACAUAAUAUCCGGGUUUUGUGUCCUCGCCACUGUUACUCCUCAUGAUGUGUAGUGCUGACCCCGAUCAUCCCCCCCACUGUAAUAUUUAUGAUUCAUUUUAUUUCCUCUUGCUCAUGUAAGUCAAUGUUUUCAUAGUAUCAGUUGAUCCUCUUGUCAAUUUUUAACUUGUUUUUUCUCAUUUUACUGUGCAUGAUUUCCCUUUUUUUGCUAUGAUUCACUUAAUAGAAAUCUGCAUGUGGUAACUACUAAAUAAAAGUGCACCUACGUGAA
Molecule: messenger RNA, 1216 nt
Organism: Pungitius pungitius (ninespine stickleback)
Lineage: Eukaryota; Metazoa; Chordata; Actinopteri; Perciformes; Gasterosteidae
Gene: oaz1a
Product: ornithine decarboxylase antizyme 1a
Biological process (GO): positive regulation of protein catabolic process
Cellular component (GO): cytoplasm; nucleus
Molecular function (GO): ornithine decarboxylase inhibitor activity
Source: RefSeq, a predicted model, not a curated record